Apaloderma vittatum (bar-tailed trogon) is the source of this 1034-nucleotide messenger RNA. It is a transcript of the gene RUNDC3B, whose product is annotated as RUN domain containing 3B. The transcript has 5 exons. NCBI's taxonomy places the organism in Eukaryota, Metazoa, Chordata, Aves, Trogoniformes, Trogonidae. The record is from RefSeq and is a predicted model, not a curated record. The annotation marks the transcript as partial.
UUCUGACAGCAUCAGCAGUGAUGAAGAAGAGCUAAGAACACUGGGCAGUAGUGGCAGUGAAGGCAGUACUCCAGAGAACAUUGGUCCUCUUUUCAUCACGGAUGAAAACAGUUGGUACAACAAAUGCAAAAGGGUAGAACAGAAGUACCGGCUUGCAUUGGAACAGAAGGGUUACCUUGAGGAAUUGGUACGACUCAGAGAAAACCAGCUAUCUGAAUCUGUCUCACAGAAUAAGCUGCUAUUACAAAGAAUUGAAGAUAUGGAUCUAGCCCAUAAAAUGGAGAAGGAACAGCUGGAAUAUAUCAUUGUGGAACUGCAAGACCAGUUGACUGUGCUAAAGAAUAAUGACUUGAGAUCAAGACAAGAAUUAACUACUCACCUCACCAAUCAGUGGCCUUCCCCAGGAGCUCUGGAUGUCAAUGCUGUUGCCUUGGACACUCUACUCUACAGAAAGCACAAUCAACAGUGGGAUGAGAAGAGUUUUCAAAGUCUGGACCAACUGUCAGCAGAAGUUAGUCUUUCUCAAUCCUCUCUGGAUCCAGGUCACUCACAGGAUGGGAAACAGGAUGGAGUGAACUUGUUAAAUGAAGGGAAGGAAGACACUCCAUCGUUGCUUGGUCUUUGUGGCUCUCUUACAUCAGUAGCAAGCUACAAAUCUCUCACAAGUCUGAAAUCAAGUGAAUAUCUUGCAAGCCCCACAACAGAGAUGACAAGUCCAGGCUUAACACCAUCUUGAGACACACUCAAGAAGGAAGAGCUUUGUGUUGUAUGCAUUUGGUUUCUGUUCCAUAAAGUGACUUGCAAUGAAGACUGCUGGUUCUGCGUUAAAACAUAAGCUGCUUUAUUUUUUCUUCUCUUGGUCACCUGUUCAAUUCACAAAUUCUGUCAGUUUUUUUCCCCAGAGGACUUUUUAGAUUUUCUAUUUUAGUCUUGAAUUAUUUAAAGCUCUUGGUCAGGUACAGGAUAUAUAAUCUGAUAUUUAUGACUGAUUUUUUUAACGGAACAGUUGGAAAUCAGUCCCAUGCUUAACUGCC